Molecule: messenger RNA, 1415 nt
Organism: Closterium sp. NIES-67
Lineage: Eukaryota; Viridiplantae; Streptophyta; Zygnematophyceae; Desmidiales; Closteriaceae
Source: the annotation of a GenBank genome assembly
AUCAAUCACUUGUUCUCACAUACUAGUACAAGGGUUCAACCGUCUCAACUUCCGCUGCACUACUCCAAGUCUCAAGUCUCUACAAGCUGGGACUUAGUCUCUGCAAAAGAUCCUAAGGGCUUUUCUCAGCCCAACAAAGCACAAGCUGCGGCUGCACCCAGUGCACAGCACAUGGCAGUAGUGACCCCUGGGGACUACUGAGGAGAUGAGGUGGUCGCAUUCUCCCGGAUCCACGGAUGCUCUGCCACACCACGGGGAAGAACGCCGAAACAAGCAGCAGCAGUGGUUGGGCACGAUGCAGUCUGGGAAACACCAAGGAGCCUCACUCACAUGUGGAAAGGGUACCACGGCACGGCAAGCAGGGGAGGGGAGGGCAGUGGGGCACGAGAGAGCAACUGACCGAGCGCCUGUCCCAAGGUGAGGCGGUAGCGGGGGUCCUUGUGCAGCAGACCGCGCACCACGUCCUUGCACGCCUCGCUCACACCCUGCCACUUGGCCGCGCGGAACGGCACGUCCUUGGUGCGGAUGGCGUCGAAGAUGCCGUCGUUGCUACCCGCCCAGAACGGCGGGUACCCCGCCACCAUCACAAACAGCACCACCCCCGCGCUCCACACGUCCGCCUCGGGCCCAUACGCGCCCGCCAGCACCUCGGGCGCCAUGUAGUACGGAGUGCCGAUCAGCUCCGACAGCGGCUCGCCCGGCUGGAAGCGCGCCGACAUACCAAAGUCGAUCAGCCGGAUCUCCACGCCCCUGCUGCCCCCCCCACCCCUGCUGCCCUCUUCCCCCGGGGCCCCGCUGCCCGUGGCCCCCUUGGCCAAGCUGUCGGGCGCUACGAGCAGGAUGUUCUCGGGCUUGACAUCGCGGUGCACCACGCCCUGCCCGUGGCAGAAGGCCAGUGCUGCCAGCAGCUGCUGCAGCACCGUGGCCGCGCCGCGCUCGCUGAGCCUGCCGCCCUUUUUUAUGCGGUCGAAGAGGUCGCCGCCGCGGCAGAUCUCCAUGACAAUGUGCACGUGGCGGUCGUCCUCAAAGGUGCGGUUGAUCUCGAUGAUGUUGGGGUGCGCCUUGAGCAGCUGCAUCAUCGCCACCUCCUUGCGCACGUCCUCCGCGUCCUCCGCUGUCUGCACCGCGCCAUGCCCACGCAGGGAGAUGAUGCGGUGGGGAUGCGGGGUGGAUGGAGUUCAGAUUGGAAACAUGGCAGUAAGAACAGAGGCCAAGGCACGCAGCAAGGCUAAACCAAGGCUGUUGAAUAAUCUUAUGGUAUUUGAUGUGCAUGAGACCUUCAGCUAAUGCAGACUGAAUCAGACACCAACCAAUCUACAACGUAAGUUGGAUGCGUUUUCACAAAGUAUUUACCAGUAAUCAUUUAGUUAAAUGCUCCUUUUGGUGUUUGUAUCUUGGUCCGAAUGGGUUAUAAU